CCAGCCGCGACCCACCCGAAGGCAGCCAAGAUGAAAGUCAAGAGCAUGACAUUCAAGGAGGGGCAAGAGUUCAAGGUCCGCAUCAAGCCGGACGAGGACUGCAACUCCUUCGCCAUCAACAUCGGUCAUGAUCCUGAAAACAUCGCGCUGCACUUCAACCCCCGCUUCGACUCCGGAGGAGACACCAACACCAUCGUGUGCAACUCUCUGUCCGGGGGAAACUGGGGCGAGGAGGGCCGGGAGAGCUCCUUCCCCUUCGCACGGGGGGAGGAAUGCAAGUUCUACAUAAACUUCAACAUGGAGCAGUUUUACAUCAAACUUCCCGACGGCACCAUGAUGAACUUCCCCAACCGGCUGGGAGAAGUCAAGUACCAGUACUUCGACGUCUCCGGCGGGGCCAGGAUCGUCGGCAUCAAGAUCAAGUAGAGGGUGACCUGCUGCCGACGCCUGACCUUUGGCACCACUCCUCUUUCUCCUAGUCUGUUUUCACAUUACUGAGAGCUUGAAUUCAGAUCCACUGGAUCCCACCAUCUGAGGCGGAUCUGCCGGUGCUGUACUGGCAGG
Molecule: messenger RNA, 564 nt
Organism: Salarias fasciatus (jewelled blenny)
Lineage: Eukaryota; Metazoa; Chordata; Actinopteri; Blenniiformes; Blenniidae
Gene: lgals2b
Product: lectin, galactoside-binding, soluble, 2b
Exons: 4
Coding region: 31-426 (131 amino acids)
Molecular function (GO): galactoside binding; laminin binding; carbohydrate binding
Source: RefSeq, a predicted model, not a curated record